Ostrinia furnacalis (Asian corn borer) is the source of this 1578-nucleotide messenger RNA. RefSeq names its product transcriptional regulatory protein AlgP-like. The transcript has a single exon. NCBI's taxonomy places the organism in Eukaryota, Metazoa, Arthropoda, Insecta, Lepidoptera, Crambidae. Bases 1 to 1578 code for a protein of 525 amino acids. The record is from RefSeq and is a predicted model, not a curated record.
AUGGACUCGAAUUCGCCCUACGAUUCGGAACUUGACGAUCAGGAGGUGGAGGCCUGUGCCCCGAAGGUACACGCCGAAACCAGCGACCACAGCAGAAACAUGACGGACUCUGAACAGGGGUCGGAGGCUUCCGCAACCUCUGCGUUGCCGGAUAAGGAGGUUCGACCCAAACCUACACGAAAGCGCCGGAAAGAGAUUGCCUCUCUGCAUGAGAACUCUUCUCUUUCGGAGGAGGAAGUGGCCCCAGCGCCUAAAUUCAGUACUGCCCGCCGCGGUAAGAAGACCGGCAGUGGCCAGCGGGCCCAAGAUUAUUACAGGAGGGUGGAGGAGCUGGAGGAGCUCGACUUUAAUGCCGACCUCGAUAGGAGGGCCAAGGCCAGUCUGGUCCGCCGAGAAAAGAGUCGGGCGGGCUCUGUCUCGCCGAACCUUGAGGAUCCCAAGUCCAAGGUGGACUAUGAGAGGCUGGACCUGGAGCAGCUGAGGGCUCGCGGGGGACUGUUCGUCUCCGAGAUCGCCCGCGUCUCUCAGAUAUCCGGACGUCUACAGGGUCCCCUGAAAGGAGCCCUCAACAGGUCAGCGGAUAACCUCGCCGGCAUCCUCGACCAGCUGGCAGCCCGCUCCGAGACGGAGGAAAACCGCCGGCUGAGGAUCGACAACGCCAACUUGAGGCGGGAAAUGGAAAGUCUCCAUGUGGAGAUCCGCGCCCUUAAGCGCGAGAUGGCGGAGUUGACUGCCAAUGUCGGCAUAAGGAAUGCGACGCCCCCGCCGGCAGUCAACGAAGACGAUAUGGAGGCCCAGGCUCCCGCGAGAGACCCCCUCCCCCAGGGCGCAUUAUGCGCCCAAUCUAUAGAGGAGCUCCUGCAGAUGGCCUGCCAAAGAGCUAUAGACUCGGCGGCCAAGCUCAUAGACGCCAGAAUCGGAGACCUGGAGAGCCGUCUGCCGCCCCAGAGGACCAUCCGCCCCCCACUAGCGGCGGACUCAAGAACUGCCCCGGCCCCUACGGCAAGCUCAGCCCCUGCGGCAGGGCCAGCUCCUGGACCGAAGCGGAAACGCACGGCGGCUAAGCCGCCGCCCCCAUCCCAGCCGGAGCCGGUGGCUUCCAGCCAAGAGGCCCGGGCGAUUCCCUCGACUGCCCCACCAACGGAGACAUGGGCCACCGUGACGCGGCGGGGGAAAAAGGGUAAACCCCGGUCUGCGGCAGCUUCCCAGCCGGCCCAUGCACCCAAGACGGCCCCGACGGCACCCAAGCCCAAGCCGAAGGUGAAGUUAACCCCUCCCCGCAGCGCAGCCAUUGUUGUGACGCUGCAACCUGAGGCGGAGAAGAGAGGGGCAACUUACAAGAAGGUGCUCACCAAGGCCAAGGCUGCAGUGGACCUAGCCGAGUUGGGAAUCCCCAACAUCAAGGUCACCGACUCGGCGACCGGAGCCCGCCUAAUUGAGGUACCAGGCGCUGAGUCCAAGGACAAGGCAGACAAGCUGGCCAUUCAGCUGAGGGCGGCUCUCGGUGGCGACGUUAUCGUCACCAGGCCUGAAAAGCGCGCAGACAUGCGCAUUAUCGGCCUGGACGAAUNAAAUUAA